UCUUCGAGAUUGGGAUCAGUUUUCACGAAUAAGACUUGUGUUGCAUCCCUAAUUUUUCAAAGUUCAUUGAACUAUAUCUGGGAAAGACGUAGUAUCACGAUUAUCGGUGCAGCAGGCAUGCUGUAAUAUAGUAAACACUCGUUACAGUGAAACAUGUGGAACUUGCUAAAUCUUCCUUAAACGAAUUAUUAAAAAACGUGGCUAUUUGUCAGGGACCAAAUAAUUAAAUACUUGGAAGCGAUGAUUCUAUACUGAUAUCCAUAAUUUUGGGAAACCAGCUAAGCUGGCUCCCCUGCCUGAGUUGCUCUCUUCCCUCCUUUCCUUCUAUUUGUGUUUGUACGAGACUUAGCUGGGGGAGGAUUGUGAAAUGCGCAUUCACCUGUGUUCCCCCUCUAUGCUUUUAUGGGACAGUCAGCAAGUUCAACAACCUGCUGCUAGCCCAUAUUCCAUUCCCCUUAAAAGCUGCGCAACAUUGUACAACAGAGAGCAUUCGCAUUCAAGAGACUGUACAGAUAACUCGAGUCACUGUGUGUAGCAAUAAACUGCUUGUCCUGGUUGCUUUAGUUUAUAUUGAUUCAUUCUAAAAAAUCCUAACUCACAAAGAAAAAUACCUAUGUAAAUUAGCAAAGGCAAGAGUUGUUACCUGAGCCACAAGGCUGGUAGUAAACUUGCUGAAAGACAUUGUGGUUUGCAUUUACUUAGAGCUAACUGUGACUUGAAGGAAUCUCAUUGCUAAUAUCUUUUGAGAUUUUAGGAUAUCAAUACAUUGAGGCCCAACUGUACUGAUUAUUUGCAUUGCUCCUCUAAAAACAGGAAGAUUUUUCAUUUGUGUUCUGACUGAACUUUUGAACCAAUCCUCCCACUUCUUCCAAUGAUGCUCCCCUGCAAAGUUCCCUGCAUAGAAAGGAAAUUUUUACCCAAGCUUGAAUAAAAUACGCAGUAUGUAUUUUUUAUCUGUGUUGGCCGCGAAAAAGACGAAGUGAAUGAAGAAGUGACUCCCGAGUUAUAUUGAAAAAAAUUCCCAGGAAUUCACUUGGGAUUGUUUUUCCUACCUCCCAAGUUGGACACCACAUUCUGUGAGAAUAUCACCCGUCCAUGAGAAUGAUGCGACCAGGGGAAACAGUUUUUAUGUCGUAUAACGGGCAGUCGUUACAUUACUGCCAGAAUGUAUGCCAUUGACCUCAAGUCGGGCCUGAAGGCCCUCGAUUCAUGCCACAAGAGUCGAGACAAGGGCAAGGAGUGCUUUUGUGGAAGCUUUUCCACUUUUCUUAUUCGAAAAAAUUAUUCGGUGUUCAUUUAUUUUCCGGGAACUUCAAACUAAAAAAAUUUGCUUGCGUCGUCGGGUGAUACUGCAAUUUUUAAAACUAGAAUAGCUGUUCUGAGAAACUCGUGCCUUGGCGGCAGUGAUCAGCAAAAUCUUGCGUCUGAGUAAAGGUAGAAAAUAUUUUUCAUGGGGACUCUUUUUAGAGCAGUUUCAAAAUGUUGAUUGCUGAGAAAACGCCCGUGGGCAGAAAAGUGAAGUUUUUGAAAUGGGCUAGCUUGUUUGCAUUGAUGUGUCAAAGUGUGGUCGCUACCGCGAUGCUCCGAUAUUCUCGUGAAAGGCAACCAGAUCCCAAGAAGCAAUACCUGACAUCUUCCAGCGUAGCGAUGGCAGAAUUAUACAAGCUGUUGAUGAGUUCAGUUUUCCUGCUGAUCGACUUGGACUUCAGCUGGUCGGAAUACAAAACGGCGUUUCGGCAAUCAUUCGUUUUGGAUUGGACUGAUACCUUGAAGAGCAUGUUGCCUGCGUUUCUUUACUUGAUCCAAAAUAACUUGCUUUGGGCUGCUUCGAAUUACCUGGACCCCGCCGUGUACCUAGCCACAUAUCAAACAAAAAUUCUCACCACUGCUCUUUUCAUGGUGGUCCUCUUGGGAAGGACGAUUUCGAGGAUCCAGUGGUUUUCGUUACUGUUGCUGAUAUUAGGUGUUACGUUGCUUCAGGUCGGCUUGCAUGACCAUAAAGGGAGAAUUCUCAGUACAGAUUCUCUGAGCGAACCGCUUUUCGGCCUUCUGCUACUGGUCACGGCUUGCUUCCUGUCGGGCUUUGCGGGCGUGUAUUUCGAGCUAAUCCUGAAAAGUUCUCCCGUUUCCCUAUGGAUGCGGAAUGUGCAAAUGAGCUCUGCUUCUUUGGCCUUUGGGAUCAUGACGUGUUACUUCUACGACGCCGAAGUCGUUUGGCGAAAGGGCUUAUUCCAUGGGUUUGACUGGUUCGUGUGGUUGACCAUCGUGGCCUGGGCUUCUGGUGGUCUUUUGGUCGCCUGUGCGAUCAAAUACGCAGACAACAUCAUGAAGGGCUUCGCUACGGCGUUCGCCAUUGUAAUCAGUGCAUUUACUGACUCAGUGUUCUUUGGGUCUCGGUUGACCAGUGUGUCGCAAUCUGGUGCAGCGUUGGUCGUGAUUUCCGUUUUGUUCUAUCAUGGUGUUUGCUGGGGAAUCUUUCCCAGAAUGCGCAUCAGUUUCCCAAAGGCAAAUACAGUCUCCUGCAUAGAACCAGAAACGACUAAAGUGAAAACAGAAAUAAUUUCCCAAUCGCAGAAAGAUUCGAAAUCCACAGCAUUGAUUGAUGGCUGAAUCAUGAACAUGCUUCGCGGUUCGGUUCAUCCUAUUUUGGCGAUGAGUGAUUUGCUGUUUUUGAGUAUAAUGCGUGUAUUUUUGGAUUGAAUAUUUUUAUUUGGGAUGUGUCGAUGUUUUUUCUUGCUUGCUUGAAUAUGAACGUUGUUUUUGAAUCGAGAGCCAUUGUGAAGGAAGCGUUCAUUUUUCAUUUAAUAUAUAGUAUGACACGGU
Messenger RNA from Notodromas monacha, 2823 nucleotides. The record is from the annotation of a GenBank genome assembly. Lineage: Eukaryota; Metazoa; Arthropoda; Ostracoda; Podocopida; Cyprididae.